AUGGCUUGUGCCCAAGGCAAGAAAGCACCCGAAGCUUCCGAAGCAGGAAAAGCACUGUAUGAAGAUAAGUGCGCACAUUGCCACGGUAUAGAAGGGGCGGGUGAUGGGUCUGCAGCAGAAAACCUAUUACCAAGACCGAGAGAUUUCACGCGAGGUCUCUACAAGAUUCGCUCAACGGAAGGCAGUCAACUGCCUACCGAUCAAGAUCUCUUUGACAUCAUAUCAAACGGUAUGCCGGGGUCCUCGAUGCCCGCUUGGAGCGAAAUCUUGACCGAGGAUGAACGCUGGCAGCUCGUUGCCCAUAUCAAGACAUUCCACGAUGGCUUUGAAGGGGCUUCACCGCGCCUAAUUGAUGUGUCGGGCAAAGUUCCGUACUCUGAAGAGAGUGUCACAAAAGGAAAAGUGUUUUACACCAAUCUGGGAUGUGUCGAUUGUCACGGAGUAAUCGGCAGGGGCGAUGGCACAUCUGCCCCAGAUCUUACCGAUGAGUGGGGUUUUCGCACAUGGCCCGCCAAUCUGUGGCAUCCGUGGAAUUAUCGGGGUGGCUCAACAACUGAGGCUAUCUUCAGGCGAUUCAUUGGUGGCAUCGCCGGCUCGCCGAUGCCCUCAUUCAUCUCAAGUUUCCGGCUCGGUCUGACGGAUGAAGAAUCUGCGCGUAUGACUGAACUAGAAUUCAAGAUGGAUGGCGACGGCCUCUCAGAGGCAGAAGAGGGAGAAUACGCAGAGCUUGAGGAAAAGUUGUUUAUGUUUGAGGACAUCAUGCUCAAGGUUGAAGAAGGUGAGGAACUCGCUCCGGACGAACAAACUAAACUCAAUACAGCCCUGAAGCCGAUUUUUGAGAAAAGUUGGCACCUCGCAAAUUAUGUAAAAUCCUUAGGACCGAUGAGCAACCACAACCGGCGGUCGGAGACAAAGUGCUGCGCUCUCAAUAUCGCCCCGAUGCGUUACCGGGCAUGA
Molecule: messenger RNA, 957 nt
Organism: Geodia barretti
Lineage: Eukaryota; Metazoa; Porifera; Demospongiae; Tetractinellida; Geodiidae
Source: the annotation of a GenBank genome assembly